Molecule: messenger RNA, 1740 nt
Organism: Mesorhabditis spiculigera
Lineage: Eukaryota; Metazoa; Nematoda; Chromadorea; Rhabditida; Rhabditidae
Source: the annotation of a GenBank genome assembly
AUGGCACUGAGUUGGCAGCAAAUAUUUGAGCUCGUCUCGGUGGUCAUCUACAUCUACGUAGAAUACCGUAUCUGGACAUCAAAGAAUCGUCUUUUCCACUCUCCAUUCUACUCCAUAUUUUUGACAGUUGGAAUUCUCGACAUUCUCUAUGCCCCUUUCAACGAGUUUAAGAUCUUCUUUGGGUAUUCUCCGCCGGCACGCACGAUUUUGGGGAUGAUGACAAAGACAUUACGCGACGGGCACUACUAUCUACAAGUGGUCAUGUCGACGAAUCGGAUGACAAUUGUUUUAUUUCCAACUACGCAUAAUCAGCUAUGGCGCCAAGAAAAAGUGCAAAAAGUGAUCGUGUUCUGCUUGGUGCUGAUGUGCGUCACCCAAAUCUACACUCCGGUGAUGAUCAUCAUGUUUGGGUGGAAGGAUGAGCAGAUGAACUACCCCAAUAUUCGGGGUUUUGACCAGUUGCUGAUGUGCACCCAAAUCCUACCUCCGGUGAUGAUCAUCAUGUUCGGGUGGAAGGAUGAGCGGAUGAAUUACCCCAAUAUUCAGGGAUUUGACCAGGAGCUAAACGUGCUGAUCCAACUCUUCACCUUCAUCCACCACUACCUCUACGUGCCAUUGUGUCUCAUCGGUGUCUUCGCCAAUGUUGCUAUUGUUAUCGUCCUCGUUCGGCCAGCCAUGCGAAGAAACCCGUUUAACGUCUUCUUGGUAGCAAUCGCGGUCUGCGACGCGACACUAAUGGCUACGUAUCUGGUCUAUAAACAUGUCGACCAAUGCCACCCGUGGUACUUCUCUUACCCGUUCCUCCUCUACACCAAGUACUACGCGAUGGUGUCGGUGUUUGUGCACUCCCUGAGUCUGUGGCUAACCGUCAAUAUGGCCGUGCUCAGGUACAUGGUGCUCUACCGUGGCCAAUAUCCACAGUCCUCAAUCCCGAAUUGCAAUAACUACUCCUCGGCCUUCCUCUCCAUCCUCUUCGCCGUCAUCAUUGCCGUGGUCGGAUCGUUGCCAAACAUCCUCAAUUACCAGGUCUUCGGUCCAACAACCAUCGCCCGCGCAGACAUGUUCGUUCCCUCGUUUAUCGAAACCUGCAAGCAGGGCAGUCAUCUUGAGCAUUGGCAACGGAUAGAGACCAUGGAGACCUUUGAGUUAUAUACCCUUGGUUCUCCAACUUGGUGGAACUGCGACUUAAUGCGCUUGAACUACUGGAUGGUGUCACUGGUGUUGAAACUUGUGCCUUGUAUAUUAUUGACGAUUUUUAUGUCGUUACUAGUGAGGAUGCUGAUGGAAGCGAGAGAACGACGAUCGAGGCUGUGCAACGGGGCGACGGCUGGGAAUUCUCAGGCUGAACGAACCACAACGAUGUUGACGGGGAUCGUGGCCGUGUUUUUGAUAACGGAGGCACCGCAGGGAAUUCUUGGGCUAGCAGUUGGGUUCAACCGACGCCUCCAAGGCCUAUCGAUGAUCCUGACCGACACUUUCGAUCUUUUGUCGCUGAUCAACUCUUCUGUCAACUUUGUCCUCUAUGCGCUGAUGAGCCACGUUUUCAGGAGGGAAUUCCUGUUGACGUUUGGAGCGUGUUGUCCGCAAUCUACGGAGCAAGACAGUGGGGCCGUGCUGACAAAGGCCGGCAGCUACGGCACUCAGAAGAAAGGGCUAGCCCGCUUCCUGUUCCGGAAACGCUCAUCCGGCUUCGCGCCGGUUCCAACGAAAGCUGAAACGCAGCAGACGAAUAAUGACGCG